GUUACGACUUUGUAGAUGCAGCAAAUGGUGGCACCAUCCCCGACCCACCGCCACUUUUGUUCGGCACGUUCUCUGAUACAGAUGCGGAUGCUGGCGAGGUCGGAGGCACCUUGACAUGGACGGUCGAUGGAACGUACAACAUUGGAACUUAUGACUUCACACUGUUGUCACACUACGCGAUCUACUUGGCGCUGGAUACUGCCGGCGCCGGCGGUUUCGAAGUAGCGAGAGUAGAACCUGGAUCGCUUAGUUACACGAUUCCAGACAACACGGAUCAGCAAACAGCGACAUGUCUCCUGAUGUAUGGGCUGAACAACCUCGGUCUCUCGGCAACGCCGUCGUUUUCCCACUGCUUUGAAGCCGCUUCCGGGAGCUUCACCACUACGACGGCAACUGAAGUCACGUCGACGACCAGCCUCACGGUCACCGAUACUAUCGAUCCAACCCAGGCGGUUAUCACCAAUGUCGGCUUCACGGACACGAGUGGAUCGGGCUAUUGGAUUGAUGGUACGGUGACUUGGGUUGCUCCUAACAAUCCGGCCUUCGAGUACUUCCGCAUUGUCAUG
Molecule: messenger RNA, 566 nt
Organism: Symbiodinium sp. CCMP2456
Lineage: Eukaryota; Dinophyceae; Suessiales; Symbiodiniaceae
Source: the annotation of a GenBank genome assembly